CCAGCGCGGACAUGCUGUCCCGGAGGCCGGGGGCGGGAACGCGGCUGCGGGCGCAGCAGCCUCGAGGACUCGGCUCUACCAGCGCUCGAGGCUGAAGGUUCUUGCUCCUCUCCAAAGGUGGCGUACACACCAUCCCGCAUCUUCUCCCUGCCCUGAGGACGCCUUCCAGAGAAGAACCUUUUCCAGGACUUAAGGAUACGCAGGCUUCUUCCAGCAAGAAUUCAUCAGCCCGACCCGCCCCGGCUCAAAGGGAGAACCGCAGCCCUCACGCAUUCACUCCAAAGUCUGUAAUCCUCGGGCUAAAGACAGCACCCACCCGAUUACUUCUCCGCCCUUCUUAGUUUACCCAACACUCACAACCCCUCCCAAGGUAAAUUCCGCGGAGGACUCUACGAAAAGAGAGACCAAGGAGAGAGAAGUCUUGGGCGGCAGGCCUGGGCUCCCGUUGCGUGACCGCCACUUCCGACCCGGCACUGGCUCCCCGAGACUGCACGAAGGAAAGGGUACUGUGCCGAGCGGAGAUCGGGUGCGCGGCAUGAAGUUGGAGGUGUUCGUGCCCCGCGCGACCCACGGGGACAAGCCGGGCAGUGACCUGGAGGGCGCCGGCGGCAGCGACGCUCCCUCCCCGCUAUCGGUGACAGGCGACGACUCCCUGGGCUCAGACGGGGACUGUGCAGCCAACAGCCCGGCGAACGGUGACGCCGGGGAUCCAGCGAGCAGUAGCUGCGAGCCGAGCGCCAGCGGCGGGCCAGGCGCUCAGGACGACGGCCCCCCGGAUUCGGAGGGACGAACCGAAGUCAGCGCGGCGGGACGGGGCUGUGGGGACGCAGGGGGCGGUGAGGGCGCGCGCAGCAAGCCGUACACCAGGCGGCCCAAGCCCCCGUACUCGUACAUUGCACUCAUCGCCAUGGCCAUCCGCGACUCGGCGGGCGGGCGCCUGACACUAGCCGAGAUCAACGAGUACCUCAUGGGCAAAUUCCCCUUUUUCCGCGGCAGCUACACGGGCUGGCGCAACUCGGUGCGCCACAACCUCUCUCUCAACGACUGCUUCGUCAAGGUGUUGCGCGACCCCUCUCGGCCCUGGGGCAAGGACAAUUACUGGAUGCUUAACCCUAACAGCGAGUACACCUUCGCCGACGGGGUAUUUCGUCGCCGCCGCAAGCGCCUCAGCCACCGGGCAGCGGUCCCCACUCCCGGGCUGAGGCCGGAGGAGGCCCCGGCUGGUCCCGCCGCGCCCCAGACGUCCGCGCCCGUCGUCUCGGCUUCUCCGCGCGCACACUCGCCGGUCCGCCAGGAGGAGCGAGUUAGCCCCGCUGGCAAGUUCUCCAGCUCCUUCGCCAUCGACAGCAUCCUCAGCAAGCCCUUCCGCAGCCGCCGCGACUUGGACGCAGACCACGGAGUUCAGGUCUUACAGCUGCCCUGGGGCGCCGCACCGUGCGCGCCGCUGCCGGCAUACCCCGCACUCCUCCCCGCUGCGCCUGGAAGAGCCCUAUUCCCGCUGUGUGCAUACGGCGGGGCCGAUCCUGCGCUUCUGGGUGCGCGGGGGACCGAGGUGCAGCCCGCGCCGCCGCCGCCCGCACCGCAUCUUCUACUCGCGCCCCUCUCAAUCGCUGCCCCAGCCAAGCAGUUCCGCGGUCCCGCAGCCGCGCCCGGCGCGCACCUGUACUGCCCCCUGCGGCUGCCCGCCACCCUGCACGCGGCCUCGGCUUGCAGCCCGGGUCCGCACCUGCCCUACCCAGAGGAGAGGCUUCUGGCGUGAGUCCAGCGCUGAACCCAACAGGGUGGGCGCCUGGGCGCCGCGGUGGGGGCAGGGAACGAAGGCUGGAGGACUGUGCACUUUUAAUAGAGAGAAAAAGUUUUUAAAAACACAAAACUUUCCAUCAAACGUGCCUUAAAGCUAAGCGUUUUGAUAGCGUGUUUUAACUUAAUCCAGAAUAUUUUCCUUUGUCAUUUAUAACUUUACAGAGACCAAAGCAGUUCUUCUUUUCAUUCCUUGGCCAACUCUGUCCUCUCCUUCAUAAAGACUUUUCUGCCUCCCUUCUUCCAAACUGCCUAUAUUCCAACCUUUUUUGUUGCAGCAUCUACUGAUUAAUCUCUCCCCUCCCCUCCCCAAAAGAAACACAUCAGGGAAACAUUCUAUUCGAUAAAUGAUAUGACUACUGUUUGGGGUUGAAUGACCCUGCUCUUGUACGUAUGUGGCAUUCACUAAUAGACUGUGAGAAGUGUCAGUCUUCGGUUAUCUUUGUUAAAGACCAAUGCUUCACUGUGCCAUAAGAGGGGGGGACGUUGUUGGACUUUGUAAUUAAAUUAUUUAUAUAUUUUUGAAACCUGGAUUGAAAAUGUUGCAGGCAACGGCUACAGCUUUAUUAGUGGUUCUUUGACUAUGGUCUCCUUGGGCCAUGCAAUUUCUUUAAAGGAAGAGUUAACAUGUUUGUGGCGUGCCAGGACCACUGCCACAUGAAAAUAAGUGUGAUUUUUAUUUUUAAUAUUAUUUUGUGUACAUAGUCAUGUAUAAAUUUUAUGAAACCCAGGCAUAGUGCUUAUUUUUUUUUAUAAAAUUUGCAGUUGAUUUAUAUGCUUUGUAGUGACAGGUUGGAAGUACAGAAACUUUUACACCACUCCCAAAAUUACCCCAAAUAUUGGGAAGCAGCUUUCAGGUUUCUUUACCGAACAAGCCAUACAAAUGUCCAGAAUGGGCCUUUCACAGACAAAAUUUCUUAAACAAGAACCCAAUUGCCUCUUUAAGUCCUCACUGAAGAGUAACCACAGCAAGUAAGUGCUCAUGACUCUCCAAGAAUUCUUUAGUAGGCAGGUUGAGGUACUAACAAGCUUAUAGUUAAGUAGAUAUUUUCAAGUAAAUGAUUCUUAUUUGGGUUCAAAGAGCUGGAACUUGAUCUUGGCAUAAAACUGUGCUAACCACCAAAAAUGUCUUCAGGCAGUUUCCACAGCGACAUGAAUGUCAGUGUUUUUGUCUAAACAAAACCACUCAGCUUUUUAGGAGUGCAAAAGUUCAUUUGGGUGUGACCCAAUCAGCAUUUUGUCUUCUUCAUUGCUAGAGGUGGACACCUGCUUCCUAGGACAAUUCCCAGCAGUUUAUUAAUUGCAAAGUUCUAAAAAGUAAUGCAAAUGGUGAGAAAUUUAGACAGGCAACCAAGACCUUCUCCCCUCUCCCCCUACCAUCCUUAAGUAAAGCCCAUCUUAUGAUGUGAAGAUUGUCUAGUAUCUACAUCCAAUGAGAUCAGAAAAUUGAAUGGAGCUUACACAAGGAGGUUCCUGUUUGGGUCAGGAAUGGAAAAAGAAAGCCCAUGCCAAAAACUAGCAAGUAACUAGUAGGGAAUGACUUGGGUUUUUCUUAUUUAGUCGUCAUAAAGAGUGAUAAUAACAGGGUUGAAUUAUGACAGAAGGUAAACAUAUGUACCCUCAAGGCUGACAAUUAGACAAGAAGAUAAAACUGAAACUGAUCAGCUGGGGGAAGGGACACCGAGUUUAUUUGGUAGAGAUUACUAGGUUCAACAUUUGCUUUCCUUGUAGAAACUACACGAGGAAAUCUAGAGGGAGCAACUGAAGGCAGCCAGCAUCUCUCCAACUGUGUGCCUCACUCCUUAAGAGUGCUGCCUACCUUUGCCUCCUUGUUGUAAAGCCCUGUUUUCAUUUCCACAUUGAUACAUGAACAAUCUGAUUUCUGUCUGGCUGUGUAAGUGUUUUGCCUUUUACUUACUAAAAUUGCUGCUAGUUCAUUUAUGAUAAACGUAGAAACAACAAUGAGAAAAAGAGAAAGGUGAGUUUUAAAAUUAACAUUUGUUUUCAUCUCCCCUAAAAAAUAAAAAUAUUUCCUUUGUCAUGAA
Messenger RNA from Dipodomys spectabilis (banner-tailed kangaroo rat), 3845 nucleotides. RefSeq names its product forkhead box Q1 (gene Foxq1). The record is from RefSeq and is a predicted model, not a curated record. Gene Ontology annotation, biological process: anatomical structure morphogenesis; regulation of transcription by RNA polymerase II; cell differentiation. The coding region runs from base 536 to 1759 and encodes 407 amino acids. Gene Ontology annotation, molecular function: RNA polymerase II cis-regulatory region sequence-specific DNA binding; DNA-binding transcription factor activity, RNA polymerase II-specific. NCBI's taxonomy places the organism in Eukaryota, Metazoa, Chordata, Mammalia, Rodentia, Heteromyidae. The transcript has a single exon.